AUGGCUCCACGCAUGAAGCAGUGCAAGAAUCGCGCGCCUGGCACUGAUGAACAUGUGGAGAAGGACAAGAUCUUCGGAUGGGAGCGGUCCAAGAUCUCUGCGCAGGACAAGAAGCUGCUCAAGAAAAUGGGCCCGCUCAGCAAGAAGGCCAUCAAGAUGCCUGGAGACGAAUGUUACCCUCAUCCUCCUCAGGGUUUCUGGGCUGCUCUUAGUUUUCAAGACACGGACUUGUCCUGCCCUGCACACGGCUUGCACGGGUUUGUUUCUAGUUCUCGUUUUUCUCGUGGAUGGAAUCGCGAUCGAGACGGCGCCUUGGGCGCUCACCGCAAUGGAGCUGGUGAUCCAGACGGCGAUGAUCGAAUCAGCGCCCUCCACGACGACAUGCUCCUCCAGGUCCUCGUGCGGCUGCACUGCGCCCGUGCCGCCGCACGUACCGGCCUGCUCUCGCGGCGGUGGCGCGGCCUCUGGGCUCGUCUCCCCGGCCUCACCUUCCGCGACAUCCCGGCCGGCGAGGUCAAAUCGGCGCUCGCCCAUGUAGCACGUCGCACCGCUGUGUCCCUUCUAGAAAUCCGUCUCAUGGCAUCGACGGACGGCAAGCUUGAUGGCGCCUGUGCGAAGUCGUUGCUGCGCACCGCCGCGCGCCUCUCGCCGAAGGAGAUCGUCUUCGUCCUCCCGCAGCGUCCUAUGAUUAAGCGAGGCCGUGGCGUCACGAUGGUACUUCCUUGCUUCUACCGCGCCACCUCAAUCGAGUUGGACAUGCGAUUCCUCCACGUCAUGUCGCCGCCGGCGGGCCAGCUCCCCGUGCUCGAGAUGUUGUCCAUCUCCGGCAACAUUGUCGACGUUGGUGGCUUGCUGAACCGCUGCCCCCGGCUGCGCGUGCUCAGGAUCACCUUCCGAGGUGUUGAUCCGACAUCUCUUGAGGCCGCGCUCAACACACUCGAGACGGCGGCUGCCCUUGGCCUCGCGGUCUGUGGCCUGGGCAUCGAAUUUGAAGAAUUUACUAGGAGGGUUAGUGUCGAUGGCACUCGCUUUGCCUCUCUUCUCCUUGCCGCGGCUAGGAUAUCUCCACAAGAGCUCCUCUUUACUAACAGCUUCCGCAGACUUGUUGAUGCUGACCUGGUUUGCUUCCACCGCACCACGUCGAUCGAGUUGAACUUGCACAAAAUCCGCUUCACACAGCUACCAGCCAGCGAGUUCUCCAUGCUCGAGAGGCUGACCCUCAAUGGCUGCACCAUCACCGAUCUUGUCACAAUGAUCAUUCGAUCUCCGCGACUGCGCAUGCUCAAGGUCCACUCGGGUUCAAUCGAGGACGUGAAGGUCCACUCGGUUUCACUCGAGGAGCUCGAGCUUGAUUUUGACAGAAACAUGGAAUGUCGGAGCAUCCACAUCGUGACUCCGAUACUUAAGCAACUGAAGCUCAAGGUCCAUGGCGGGACGGACCUACGGGUUUUCAUCUCGGCAUCGAUGGUGGAGAAGGUGUCAUGGUGUCGAACGUAUACAUCGUUGCCUCUUAUUUUUGGUUUCUGGUGGCUCCAGAGCCUGCGGUUAGAGACGAUAGAGAGCUACAAACACAAAGAUGGGGUGCUCAUCAACGAUGAGGCAGCCAUAUGUUCGCAACUUCCUUGUGCUCAGGUCCUAUCCAUGGAGAUAUCUUCUUAUAAUCCUGUAGGUGUUGUUGUGGACUUUGCACAUGAGAUGGAGAAAAUUCUGGUUGCCAAUUUUUCUGUGUUUGAGUUACAUCUCAACGCAAAGGGGCAUGCUUUUGGAGCAUUUUUGUUAGGUCUUCUUGGGAUGCAUCGCAUUAGAACUAAUACUCAGAAGCUGAAGGUUGUCCUGCCGGGGUGGUUUCAGAUGACACAAGCAUCACAAUGUCUUGGAGACUGUCCUUGUGAUGAUCCCAAGGAUUGGAGGAGCCAAAGUAUCUCCCUGACUCUUCUUGAAGAAGUGGAGAUCAUCAACCUCAGAGGAGGGGAUCACGAGAUCGACUUUGUCACAUCGAUACUUGGAUGGGCGCCAAUGCUUACAAGAAUGAUCAUCAAGUUGGUGUAUGAGGUUGAGCAAAGUGAGAUUGGAGGUUGCGCGACGGCUAUCUACAAUACCUGCUUGGGGUAUCCUUCCGUGAAUUGCUCAAUCUAUCUCAGCUCUGGCAAAAAGUUGAGUGGUCCUCAGGCACAAGCAGAAUCAUACGGGCUUUGUUUGCUUCCAGAAAAGGAAUGUUCGUAGCAACAUGAAUGUUUUCCAUGAGGGGGAUACACGCGGUAUGCUCUGGUCUCAUGUCAUGUGUAACGUCUUUGAACCUGUUACCACCUAUGGCAAUCCUUGCGAAACUUCUAUAGAUUUGUCAACCAUUGGUAGUUAAAUGCAAGUACCGCUGGCAAUAAAAA
This is a messenger RNA of Lolium perenne, 2384 nucleotides long. RefSeq lists its product as uncharacterized. Lineage: Eukaryota; Viridiplantae; Streptophyta; Magnoliopsida; Poales; Poaceae. The record is from RefSeq and is a predicted model, not a curated record.